Molecule: messenger RNA, 3825 nt
Organism: Fusarium tjaetaba
Lineage: Eukaryota; Fungi; Ascomycota; Sordariomycetes; Hypocreales; Nectriaceae
Product: ankyrin protein
Exons: 4
Coding region: 1-3825 (1274 amino acids)
Cellular component (GO): cytoplasm
Molecular function (GO): protein binding
Source: RefSeq, a predicted model, not a curated record
AUGCCGCAAGCACCAAGAAUUUCGCCCACUGUAUGGGAAGCACACAGACCUCGCAUAACUGAGCUGUACGUCAAUCAAGACAAGACUCUCGAUGAGGUUAUCCAGAUCAUGGCCGAAUCUGGCUUCCAUGCUACGCAAGUCCACAAUGCAAUGAAUGUCAACUGGAAACUGCAAAAGAAUUACACCAAAGAGCAGUGGCAGUAUGCAAGACUUUUAGUUGAGAAGCGUCAGGCAGAGGGAAAAUUGACGAAACUCAGCAUUGAUGGCAAAGUCAUCUCGGAGAAGAGGCAAAAGAAAGAGGCGAGAAGAUAUCAUGUUUCACCAGCCGAAGAAGAACUCGCUGCUACUAUUACAUCUGGCGUGGUUGCUUGUACACCGCCAUCGCUCAACUCAAGGGUCGUUCUCCUCGAUGGUCUCCCUUGGCUGAAGUUCCGAGAAAGCUUUAAUAAACCAAUCAAGAGUCAGCCACCACUAUUCGUCCCACACCAACGAAACGAGUCACUUGGCUUUUGGGAAUUGGCAAAUAAACUACUAUCCGGCGUCUCGAAACACUCUAGCAUGGAAGCACAGAGAUUGCUUCAACUGGUGCCAAUGUUGGAUGAUUCUAUCAAAACACCUCAAAAACAAGAGCCAGCAUGGCUGAAAAUUUUCAACUCGCUGGUGUUUCUUUGCUCCAAUAAUCUGAUGGAACCCAGAAGCUCUGCCAACGAGCUUCUCCAAGUCGCCAUCUCGAGUGGCUUUCUCAUCAGAAUGAAACAUCUACUUACUACGAGGGGACCUACUGUCGAAAUAUUUGCGGUGCAUCUUCUGUUUGCGGCGCUCGGAGUCAAAGGAAGCAAAGGAAGGGAUUUCAUGCGUUUCUUACUCGAGUCUGGAGUCAGCCCCAACAGCGUUGAUCCGAAUGAUCGCAGAUACUCGGCGCUCCACAAAGCUGUGAGACUGGAUGACCGUGAAGCCGUUCAGCUCCUUCUUCAUUUUGGAGCGGAUCCAGAUGCAACGACACAGGACAGUAACAGGGAAACACUAGGAAGUCCUCUCAGUUACGCCGCGAGUAUAUAUUACGAUGGAACAAUCGCAGGCAUGCUAAUCGAUGCUGGGGCGGAUCUCAACUAUGGAUCUGGUAAGCCCUUGCUUCAGGCUGCCAGAAAAUCCCACUCGAGACUCGUGAAACGACUGCUGGAGGGUGGAGCAAAUCCAAGGUUGUUACCAGCAGACGGCCUUUCGAUGAUAUACUUUGCAAUCCGUCAGCACGAUUUAAACCUGGUCAACAUGUUGAUUGAAGCAGGGGCCAGUUCAAGCUUAUGCAUUGACCAACUUGAGGAUACGGAUGUUGCGUUCCUGAGAAAUGAGCUCCUGUUUCUCAUAGGCAAGAUUCUUACUCCCAUCCAGUUCGCAGUAUGCGAAGGCGCUGCCGAUAUUGUCAAACGUCUCAUCAAUAACGGGGCUAUCCUGGAUGAAUACAUCGAGCCCGAAAUGCUCAAGAGGAUGGGCCAAUCUCGACAUUCAGGGUCGUUGUCUCCGCUGCAGUUAUCGGUCCAGCGUAGCACGGACGAUAUCACCAAAAUCUUGCUAGAUGCAGGCGCCGGCAUCGACUUUCGACAUCCAGCCAAGGCAACGGCAUUACAAAUGGCAUGUGAACUAAGAAAUAGCGAUUUUCGAAAUCCAACCAAGGUAGCGGCAUUACAAAUGGCAUGCGGACUGAGAAAUAGAUUUAAGAACACAGAACUGAUCGAAUACUUGUUGAACCGAGGAGCAGAUAUAGAUGCUCCACCUGGGAAAGUUGGAGGGAGAACACCAAUCCAAAUUGCAACCGAAUGCGAAGAUUAUCAACUUCUCAAGCUUUUGUUGAGAAAAGGCGCUGGCCCUUUUGCCUCUACCUCAGAAACGGAUGGAAUUGCCCUUUUCCGAGCGGCUCUAAAGUCUGGCUCUGUUCAGUUUGUGGAUUAUGUACUCUCGGAACUCGUGAGUCAACGAGGGAAUGUCAACUGCGUCGAUGGGACGAACUACUUGGCAGAAGCGAUGUCCACGGGCAACCUGGAACUUCUGGACACAGUCAUGAUGUCCUGGAAAUGCCUUGGGUUACAGUGGCCCAGGGAAUUUAUCCUGUCAGCAGUCAAAGUCGCCAUCUGCAAGGGCUUGACAGACGACAUUAAGGUUCUCGAUCCUGCCUUAUCUUGCAUAAAACAAGAAGAUAUAUGCUCCAUGAUUUGCGAAUGUAUAUGGAGUGGAGAUCAGAAAACAUUCGACUUGUUGAUACAACGUUCUGUCAAGUCCAAGCUCGACUGUGCUCAGCCUGGAUACCCCACACCUCUCUGGCUAGCAUUGCACCAAGGCAAUCAUUACAUGGCACAACGUUUAGUCAAUGCUGGCGCCAACCCCAACCAGCAAUCACCGGCCAUAUGUCGCCGUGGUUGCUGUUGUCAUACCAGACUCGAGAUACCGCUGAAGCGGGCAAUAUAUCAAUCCGAUGGCAGAUUUAUAGAAAUGCUUGCCGACAAGGGAGCAGACAUACAUUCCUUGAUUGAUGGCAGCCAAGCACCGCUUCUCGUUUCUCUUGAGAGAAGCAACGAAAGCGCAGCUUUGUAUUUUCUUUCAAAAGGUGCAUAUCCGAACGCGGCGGAUCCUUUGAGUGGACGAACUGCGCUUGGGCUUGCUCUUAAACAAGUCGCCUCGCUCUCUACAGUCCAGUCACUUAUCAACUAUGGUGCAGAUGUCAAUAAGCCUUCCAUGUGGGGGACGCCACUUGUACAAGUCGCACGAGGACACAUUCGACAACAUGAUGCUAUAGAGAAAUGCCAGUUGCUCUUGAAAGCUGACGCCGAUGUCAAUGCAUCAACUGGAGAGACUGCCCUUCAGCUAGCUGUUGCUAAUAAUGAUGUGGAGCUUGCCAUGCUUUUAAUCAAAGCAGGAGCUGAUAUCAAUGCUUCAGGGCUCGGGGUGACUGCAAUCGAGGUGGCCGUUGCUAACAAAAACAAAAAACUGGCACAGCUACUUGUCGAAGCCGGCGCCAAUUUGAACAUUUUCUCAGUUGGAACAACUGUACUUCAGUUGACUAUUUCUGACAAAAACGCGGAGCUGGCCAAGUUCUUUAUUGAGCAGGGGAUGAUGAAUGUGAAUGGCUCGGCAAUUGGGCAAAUUGCACUCCAAAGGGCGGCCGAUAUUGGGGACUUGGAAUUGGUAAAGUACCUUCUAGACCGAGGUGCCAAUACCAACCCGAAAUCUUCUGGUCAGACAGCUCUGCAGUACGCCGCGAUGCGUGGCAAAAUUGAGAUAGUAAAGUGUCUCGUCGAACAUGGAGCCUCGGUUAACGAAGAAGCUAGCCCUUACUAUAAUGCGACAGCUCUAGGACUUGCAGUUGCGAAUAAUCGUACUCAGGCGGCCGUGUUUCUCGUUGAGAAUGGGGCUUGCGUCGAUACAAAUCCAGCCCAUCACGAAGGGUUCACAUGUCUGCAGCUCGCCGCAAGAUUUGAUAAUCAUCAAAUUGUCACUUGCCUCGUCGAAAAUGGAGCGACAGUCAAUGCAGCGCCCGCGACUAAAAGAGGAGCAACUGCUCUCCAAUUUGCAGCGAUCAAUGGCAACAUUGAUAUGGCCGUUUUCCUUCUCGAGAAUGGGGCUCGUGUCUGCGCCAAUAGAGCAGAGAUUGAUGGAAGAACGGCACUUGAAGGGGCAGCAGAACACGGCCGACUUGACAUGGUCCAUCUUUUGUUAGACAAUGACGAAGAACCUGACACGAUUGAGGAAAGGUGUCGCCAUGCAGCAGAGUUUGCAGAGGCUGAACACCAUGACGUGAUUGCUAGGGUAUUGAGAAACUACAAAAGGCCAUAA